Messenger RNA from Leptomonas pyrrhocoris, 738 nucleotides. RefSeq lists its product as hypothetical. The coding region runs from base 112 to 738 and encodes 208 amino acids. The transcript has a single exon. NCBI's taxonomy places the organism in Eukaryota, Euglenozoa, Kinetoplastea, Trypanosomatida, Trypanosomatidae. The record is from RefSeq and is a predicted model, not a curated record.
GGGCGAUGGUACCGCUAUAGUGGUCCCCGUUCUCGUCUUGUGUUAGCGGUGCUCCAUCCUUUCUCCCGCUCACUGUGCGAGUCGCCGCACGGUACGCAAAAGGAAAUAGAAAUGAACGAACGCGAUGUCGCACGCUUCAUUCUCAGCAGCGCCUCGGACAGAGACGUUUUGGGACUCUGUCAAUACGGGCCCCUGACACGCGAGGCCAUUCAAAAGGCCUUUCACGAUCGCGCUCUUCACAUCCACCCAGAUAAAGCGAAGGCAGACGCUUCACCGGUUGCGUCCUCCGUUGUUGAUGCCGCCUUUGGUAAGUUGAUAGAGGCACGGGACCGACUAGUGGAACUCCUUCCGCACUCUCAGACAUUUUGGAAGCUGCAGCAGCCGUCAGCACUACGGUUAUCGGACGAUGCUCAAGUGGUCGGCAGUGCACCGUUCCACUACACGAUGCCUCCGUCGUCGUUCACAGCGGAACACGCCUCUGCUUCGCUGAACUGUGAAUCCACAACAACUUCCACGUCGCCGUCGCUGUUCACCAGUGGGCAAACCGAAGACGCUUUCUUCUCCUUUUCUGCCUCAAAGUGCCACACCUUGGGGUGUCUUCGCCUGCUCUCUGCAGAGGAUGUGCAAGCGCAUCAGAUUUGGUGUGCGCACUGCCGCGCAAAGCCGCGGAAGUGCGUGGUGUUUGGUUGUUUGCGGAUGGUGACGGGCGCGGAGUGCUGCAGCGAGCAUCGACUGUGA